AUGUCAAUCCCCGUCGACGUAUCAUCAGCGACACGGUCGCAACCUACAUCGUCGACCGAGUCGAAAGACCCCAUGGACACGACCCCGUCCAAUUCCACCGACCUCUCGACCACGGACAACGUGCAGCUCUCCGAUGCCGCGUUCACAAUCCGCGAAGGCGGCUACGGUUGGGUCAACGUCGUCUGCAGCAUUUUCGUCAACGCCUCCACCUGGGGCGUCAACACCACCUUCGGCGUCUACUUUUCCUACUACCUCCAGAACGACUACUUUCCCGGCGCCACGCCGAUGCGCUAUGCCUACGUGGGCGGUCUCUCCAUUUCGUCCUGCAUGCUGGUUGCUCCCUUCGUCAAUCUGCUCUGGCGCUCGAGUGGCUGGUUUAAGACGCCUCUUUACCUGGGCAUGGUCCUUGUCUCCCUCGGUCAGAUCGGCGCAGGACUGAGUCGGACGUACGUCCAGCUCCUCCUCACCCAAGGCUUUGUGUUCGGCGUAGGUCUGGGACUGGUAAUGAUCCCGACCCAGCCGCUAUUGAGCCAGUGGUUCAAGCGCAAGCUCAGCUAUGCGCAAGGGCUCUCGGCAGCAGGAAGCGGUCUCGGCGGGUUGAUCCUCGCAAACACCACACGCUACCUCAUAUCGCACAAAUCGCUCCAGUACGCACUCAUCUGCAACGGAAUCGUCUCGCUCGUCGUCCUCUUCCCCUGCAUCACACUGAUGAAGUCGACCGAGCCGCAGACGCUUCGCAUCAUCCCAUCGCGCUUCCGCAAAACAACAGAACUGCCACCGACAGCAGCGAGGAUCCGCAAGAACCCGCUCGAGCUCAAAUGGCUCGUCCAUCCAGGGUACGCUUUCGUGCUGCUCUUCGGCGUGUUUUCGAUGGUCGGCUACUUCGUGGCCAUCUAUUCACUCGCUGCGUUCGCGAGCUCCGGUCUGGGCUUGACGCAAGCGCAAGCGUCGACGCUGCUAAGCAUCCUCGCUGCGGCGCAGAUGGUCGGGCGGCCACUGUGCGGAUUCCUGCUGGACUUGGUUGGGCGACAUCCGUGUACGAUCAUCAUCCAGACGUUGGCGGGGCUGACGUGCUUCGCCUUCUGGCUGCCCGCCCGAGGGUUUGGCUUGCUGGUGGUGUUUGCUAUCACACAGGGGCUGUUGGGCGGGACAAUCUGGUCGAGCGUCGCCCCGCUCUCCGCCGAGGUGGUCGGGAUCCGGGAUCUGCCCAGUGCACUAGCGGUCUUCUGGCUCGUCAUGGUCCUCCCAGGUCAAUUCGGCCAACCUAUGGCGAUUGCGCUGAUCAACUACAGUCAGGAUCAUCUGGGGAGAAAGGGUGCGCAGGCGUAUCUCAUUUCCAUUGGAUUCUGCGGCGCUUGUUUCGUGGUCAGUGGUGUAAUGCUGGGCUUCAGUUGGAUGUUUGUCCGGUCGAGAAGUCGGGCUCAGCAGAUGGAGAGUCAGCAGUCCUCAGAGCAACAAACCAUAGAUACCACGACACCGUCGACGGCGACAGCACAAGAAAAGGCGUAG
Kalmanozyma brasiliensis GHG001 is the source of this 1509-nucleotide messenger RNA. Its product is annotated as Major facilitator superfamily. NCBI's taxonomy places the organism in Eukaryota, Fungi, Basidiomycota, Ustilaginomycetes, Ustilaginales. The transcript has a single exon. The record is from RefSeq and is a predicted model, not a curated record. Gene Ontology annotation, biological process: transmembrane transport. Bases 1 to 1509 code for a protein of 502 amino acids. Gene Ontology annotation, molecular function: transmembrane transporter activity.